This is a messenger RNA of Trichoderma asperellum CBS 433.97, 1166 nucleotides long. RefSeq names its product ATP synthase d subunit (gene ATP7). Gene Ontology annotation, molecular function: proton-transporting ATP synthase activity, rotational mechanism. The record is from RefSeq and is a predicted model, not a curated record. NCBI's taxonomy places the organism in Eukaryota, Fungi, Ascomycota, Sordariomycetes, Hypocreales, Hypocreaceae. Gene Ontology annotation, biological process: proton motive force-driven ATP synthesis.
AAAUCCCCAAUCUUGUAAUCCUAUGGAAUCUACACAUACGUCUAGGCGUGUACUCGAUGAUCUGAGCUCUUUAUACGCUCAUUCCCGCAGCAGCUAUAGGGACUAAAAGUGCUGCACUAUGCAAGGCAUGCACCCAGCUCCAAAGCGGUAGUGCGGCUAAAGAAAAAAGUCACACCAAAAGUCACGUGCCACGAUUUGCAACCGGACCAGACUGGGCAAGUUCGGCAAAGUCAAUCAAACCUCCGUUAAAGAUCUCGCUCUCUGAUCUUUAAAAGAGACCUCACAACGCAUCUCAAAAUGGCCACGCGAAGCGCAGCUCUCAAGCUCGACUGGGUCAAGGUCUCCUCGUCCCUGGGCCUCCGCGGCCAGACCGUCGCCUCCCUCCAGGCUUUCAAGAAGCGCAACGAGGAUGCCCGCCGCAAGGUCCAGCAGCUGACCGAGCAGCCCACCACCGUCGACUUCGCCCAGUACCGCUCCAUCCUGAAGAACCAGGCCGUCGUUGACGAGAUCGAGAAGCGCUUCAAGGCUUUCCAGCCCACCACCUACGAUGUCAGCCGCCAGAUCAAGGCCAUUGAUGCCUUCGAGGUCGAGGCCGUCAAGAACGCCGAGGCCACCAAGCAGGCCGUGGAUCUGGAGCUGAAGGAUCUUGCUGCUACCCUUAAGAACAUUGAGGAGGCUAGACCAUUCGAGGAGCUUACCGUCGACGAGGUUGCCGCCGCUGAGAAGUCCAUCGACGAGAAGACCGCCGAGCUGGUGUCCAAGGGCAGAUGGAUGGUGCCUGGCUACAAGGAGAAGUUUGGCGAUCUUGCCAUGGUCUAAGAAACUCAUUUUUACCCUAUUUCGACUUCCCUUUGUGUACUCUAGCAUUGUAGAUACAAGAACUUGGGGCAGGGGCGUCCAGUUUCUGCUAAUUGUCCAUUUCCUGCGUCCCUUUAUGUACCUGUGCACGAGAAGAGGGGAAACAAGAAGAUAUAAAAAUAAACAUCGAGGCGGCGAAAGAUUCAAAACGGUGGAGGAGCUUCGCAUGAGUGUAUGAGUGAGAUAGGUUAUAAUAAUGAAAUUUCUAACAGCCAAUAUGAUAGGAUGAUAUGUAGCCCAGUGACCCUAUCUUGUCUGCGAGGUCAUUUAAAAUACUAAAAUAACCUACACUAGGGAACCGCUGCCAG